AUGGGCAGUCUUGAUGACUCUCGAGCCGACUCGGAUCCUGGUCCUGCGGCCCGCAGCAUCUUACCGAACGGUCCCUUGCAGCCCAUCGCCAUCAUUGGAUAUGCCUGUCGCCUGCCGGGGCAAGUCUCUUCCCCUGACGACCUAUGGGAGAUGUGUACACGCCGGAGGAGCGGCUGGUCUCCCAUCCCGCCAGAUCGAUUCUGUGCCGAAGCAUACCACCAUCCGUACGCAUCCAAGGUCGGGACCUUCAAUCCAGCUGGAGGCUACUUCUUGCAGAAUGAUAUAUCGCGUUUUGAUUCCCCCUUCUUCAAUAUCACCGCCCAGGAGGCCCAGUCCCUGGAUCCGCAGCAGCGCCAACUCCUCGAGUGCGCCUUCGAAGCCCUGGAAAGCGCCGGCCUCUCCAGAGAGACGUGUUCCGGAAAUAAGAUAGGUGUCUUCGUCGGCGGCAAUUUCUCCGACUAUGAAGUGAACAAUACGAGAGAUGUCGAGACUAUUCCGAUGUAUCAGGCUACGGGUUGCGCGCAGGCAUUACAAUCUAACCGCAUCUCAUACCACUUCAACCUGCGAGGACCGAGCAUGACCGUCGACACGGCCCGUUCCUCGUCUCUCGUCGCCUUGCACUAUGCAGUGCAAAGCCUGCGCAGCGGAGACGCGUCUGCUGCACUGGUGGGGGGUUGCCGAUUGAAUGUGCUGCCGGACCUGUUUGUGUCCAUGUCCAUGUCUCAGCUUUUUAACGAUGAAGGGAAAACCUUCGCUUUCGAUGAUCGAGCGCAGUCCGGAUUUGCACGAGGCGAGGGCGUGGGCAUGGUCGUAUUGAGGCCGCUCGACGAUGCCAUGCGCGAUGGGGAUCCAAUCCGGGCAGUCAUAGCCAACACCGGCGUGAACCAGGACGGUAAGACACAGGGAAUCACACAGCCAAAUGGGCAGGCCCAGGAAGCUCUCAUCCGUGACGUCUACCGGGGCGCCGGCCUGGACACGCGGGAUUGCGGAUUCGUGGAGAUGCAUGGCACCGGGACCAAGGUGGGAGAUCCCAUCGAGAGCCAUGCGGUAUAUCAAGCCCUCGCCCAGGGACGUCCGGAGCGCGACCCUCUCUUCAUCGGAUCUGUCAAGUCCAAUGUCGGACACCUCGAAGGCGCCAGCGGCGUUGUUUCUGUGAUCAAGGCUGCUAUGAUGCUCGAAAAGGAUCUUAUUCUGCCCAAUGCUGACUUCCAGACGCCGAAUAAAAAGAUCCCCUUUGAGAAAUGGAAUAUGAAGGUGAUACCGCGCACUCGCCCCUGGCCCAGGGGGAAGAAAUACGUGAGCGUGUCCAACUAUGGCUUUGGAGGUACCAAUGCGCAUGCAGUGCUCCAAAAGGCCCCUCUUCCUACUCCGAAGCGACAGGUGGAAGAGCGAGAGACGGAGGAUCCCAAGCGGAAAUUGGUUCUCAUCUCGGCCAGCAGCACGGAAGCCCUAAAGACUCGCAUCAAGGACCUGGGAGUGUACUUUGAACAACACCCCGAGGUCUUUGAGAAACGCCUAUUCGGAAACCUCGUCUACACUCUCGGCAGCCGACGGUCUCAUCUCCCAUAUCGCCUGGCAUUAUCCGCUACGUCGCAGGAUAAUCUCGGCAUCCAGUUGGCCCAAAGACAAGCCAGCCCGUCCCGAGUAACAGGGUCCCCCAGCAUCGGCUUCGUGUUCACGGGGCAGGGAGCCCAGUGGGCGCAAAUGGGCCUUCCAUUGAUGGACGUGUAUCCCAUCGUGGCAUCCGUGAUGGAGGCUGCCGAUGCCUGCUUGCGCAAGCUGGGUGCGAGCUUCUCCCUCCUCGAAGAAAUGCGCAAGGGCGAGGAGUCCUCCCAGAUAAAUGCACCGCAUAUCAGCCAGCCAGCAUGCACGGCUUUGCAGGUUGCUCUCACUACGCUGCUCGGGUCUUGGGGCAUCCAUCCGGCGGCCGUCGUCGGCCACAGUUCUGGCGAGAUUGCUGCUGCCUUUGCGGCGGGAGCCUUCAAUCUAGAAUCCACCAUGGCGUUGGCGUACCAUCGUGGACAGGCAACUCUUACGCUCAAGGAGAAGCAUCCAUCGUUGAAAGGUGCAAUGCUUGCUGUGGGCAUCGGUGAGGAGACUGUCCGGCCAAUGCUUCAGCUGCUUCGUGCGGGAUAUGCUACGAUAGCCUGUGUUAACAGCCCAUCAAGCGUCACGGUCUCCGGAGACGAGGAGGCAGUGGUGGAGCUCGAGCAGAUUCUCCAGGAGAGACAACUCUUCUGUAGAAGGCUCAAGGUCGAUGUAGCAUAUCACUCCUCCCACAUGAAACGGGUGUCCAGUGAGUACCUGCAGGCCAUUCAAUGCAUCCACCCUUCUACUGUGCAAAGCGCAACCUUCUUUUCCUCUGUCAGUGGCUCUCGGACUGAGACCACGACGCUCAACCCGGCGUACUGGAUAGCGAAUCUCACCUCGACCGUACUGUUCCCACACGCUCUGGGGGAAAUGUGCUCGGGUGAUGAGCGGCCACAGUUGCUGAUAGAAAUCGGCCCUCACUCAGCGCUCAAGGGACCGGUUCUUGAUACAUUGAAGUCUCUAGGGCAGAGCAUCCCCUACGCUUCUGCGCUAAUCCGCAAGCAAGACCCAACGGAGUGCGUGUUGAACGUCGCAGCUACCGCGUACAUGAGGGGAUUGACUCUUAACAUGAACCCAAUCAACUUCCCACGGACCGGCGCUGCCUUGCAGUCCGUCCUUACUGAUCUGCCUCCUUAUCCCUGGCAGCAUGGCACACGCUUCUGGCAUGAGCCACGAAUUGUGCAGAAGCACAGACUGCGCGAUGGCAGGAGGCACGACGUAUUGGGGCUCAUCGCCAACUAUUCAAACGAUCUCGAGCCGACGUGGCGGAAUAUAGUCCAUCUGGACGAGGUACCCUGGCUCCGUGAUCAUUGUAUGCAGGGCAUGCCUGUCUUCCCUAUUGCCGGCUACUUAUCCAUGGCCCUGGAAGCGUCCAGUCGACACGCCAGACAACGUCGUCUUGCCUUCUCCCGGUUUGAGCUGCGAGAGGUGAUGGUUGUGGCAGCGCUGGUCCUGAGCCAUGACUCAGGCGUCGAAGUCACCACCUCCUUGCGACCGCAUGCUGAAGGUCUGCGAGGAUACUCGAGCACCUGGGAGGAAUUUAGAAUCUGCUCCUGGGAAGCACAUCGUGGCUGGACUGAACACUGUCGGGGUCUCAUUCGCGUUGUGGACGAGAAGGGCGGAGCUCCAUGGGAGGAGUCUGAGGUCAAACUUGGUCGCCGGGAAUCGCAGAUCUCAGCCAUAAGAACAGCUGCUACUCAAAAGAUUGACUCUUCCACGCUCUACCAGGCCUUGGAGGCGCUGGGAGCCGGGUACGGACCGACAUUCCGGGGAAUGGAGGAUUGCUUCGCAGAUGCCCGCCAUAGCUACGCUGGUAUCUACGUGCAAGACACCAAGAGUGUAAUGCCAAAGGGUAUUGAGUCUGGGUUAAGCCAUCACCCGGCGUUUAUAGAUGCUUUUAUCCACCUCGUCUGGCCGAUUCUGGGACCGGGACGUGUAGAGCAGGGAUCCCUCUACAUGCCCACUUCCAUCCAGCACGCUGUCAUCAGCUGCAAAAUGCCUACCUCUCCUGGUGAACACAUGCUGGGAUACUGCACGUCCAGACAAGACCAAGUUGUCGCGGAGCCCGUCCACUUCGACCUGUUUGGGACGGCCCAGGACUCGGGCGAUCUCCUUCUUGCUCUUGACAACCUGGUUAUGAGCCCUGUUAACCGCUCGGAAACCGGACCAGAGCAGCAACAACGGAAGCUGUGCUACAAGGUCGAGUGGCAGCCAUUCCUUAUGUCGACGGUGACGACCAAUGGCCAUUCUGAAUCCAUGAAUGGACAUGUUGAGGCUGUAAAUGGGCGCUCGGAGACGACGAAUGGAUACACCAAGACAAACGGCACCACUGUCGUCCAUGAUGCUGCUGGCAACGGCAAUGCGAGCAUCCUUACAAAUGGAUCGAGCAAGCGGCCGCUUGAUCUUAACGUCGCCGUGUUUGGCAAACGUAACGAAGUGACGGAUGCUCUUUGCAGGACCCUUGCAGCUGCUAUAGCCCCUGAUCCCUUGAUAUGCGAUUUGGAGGAUCUUGACGGCGCAGGGAAGAAUGUGAUUAUAUUGGAAUCAGGCACACGAUCACUCCGCCAUAUGGAUCCUUCCUUGCUCGCCCGGCUGAAGAAUGUCCUGCUGAGCGCAUCUAAGAUCCUAUGGGUCUAUCGUACCGAUGUUCCGGAUUCCCAGAUGAGCGUUGGAUUAGCACGUUCCGUGAGGUCUGAAACCGUCGCCCACGUUGCUUUGUUAGGGCUAGAUCCCUUGCAUCGCGAGCAGAGUACAGCCGCAUUGAUCGAUGUGAUCGGCGCCAUGUACCCUAAGCCAGGGGUUCCGGCAUGCGAAGAAUUCGAAUUCAAAAUGCAGGACUCUCGCCUGAUGAUCCCCCGCGUAGUGGAAGACACCGUGGUCGACACGUUUGUCGGAAAUGAGACCAUUGAAGCAGCCAUAUUCCCCCAAAGAUAUGUCCAGCCUGGCCGGCGGCUUAAAAUCCAAGUCGGCACAGUUGGCCAGCUAGACACGCUCUUCUUCGUGGAUGAUCUUCCGCCUGCUCUAGGCCCCGACGAGGUCGAGAUUCAGGUCAAGGCCACCGGUGUGAACUUCAAAGACGUCGUCGUGGCAAUGGGCCAGCUAUCUCAGCCAUACAUCGGCAUCGAAUGCAGCGGAGUGGUCUCAUCGGUAGGACAGAACGUCAAGCAUGUCCGCGUAGGGCAACGGGUGAUGGCGAUGCCUGAAGGCGCGUACUCGACCUACGCACGAUGCCGGGAGACCAGCGUCUACCCCAUCCCAGCAGACCUCUCCUUCGAGGAAGCCGCCUCGAUCCCGGUUGUUUUCUGCACUGCCUACUACGGGCUUUUCGAUCUGGCUAAUCUGCAGUCGGGAGAGAGAGUCCUCAUCCAUGCCGGAGCAGGAGGAGUCGGCCAGGCGGCCAUCAUGCUCGCACGGCUCGUCGGUGCAGACGUCUUCGUGACCGUUGGCAGCUCGGAGAAGAGGUCAUUCCUGAUGCAGCACUAUUCCCUCCCCGCGAACCGCAUCCUAUACAGCCGGGAUACCUCCUUCGCAUCUGCAGUAAGAGCCUUGACCGAGGGCGAGGGCGUCGACGUCGUCCUGAACUCCCUGGCGGGUGAUCUGCUACGCGAGAGCUGGAACUGUCUUGCGCCGUUCGGCCGGUUUAUUGAAAUUGGAAAAGCAGAUAUCACGAAGAAUACGCGCCUGGAAAUGCUGCAGUUCGAGAAUAACGUCGCAUUUGCAUCCGUCGACCUCACCAAGGUCGCGCAGAAACGACCCAAGCUAAUGCGACGGCUUCUGAGCGACGUCAGUCGCUUGAUCACUGAUGGAUCGGUGCGCCCGAUCUCCCCUGUUACGGUUUAUCCGAUUUCUGAAAUUCAGCUGGCGUUCCGGACAUUGCAAGCAGGCAAGAAUACUGGUAAAAUCGUGGUUGUUCCCCGUGAGGGCUGUGAAGUCAAGGCCGUUGCUCCUAAGACCCCAGUCCGUCUGCUACAGGAACAUGGUACCUACAUCCUAAUCGGGGGUACUGGAGGACUUGGUCGGGCCAUUGCUAGAUGGAUGGCAUCGCGUGGAGCCAAGCAUAUUGUGCUUGUCUCCAGGAGCGGAGCAUCUACCGACGAUGUGAAGACGACAAUCCGCGACCUUGAGCUCCUGGGGACCCAGGUGAUUGUCGAAGCGUGCGAUGUUGGCAGCAUGGAAUCCGUCACUAGACUUGUUAAGGAACAAUUGAAGGACCUGCCUCCAGUCAGAGGUAUCAUACAUGGGGCCAUGGUCCUCCGGGAUGCCUUGUUUGAAAACCUGGCCGCGGACGACUUCGAGGCUGUAACCCGAUGCAAAGUGGACGGUGCCUGGAACCUCCAUCUCGCGCUGUCCGAAUCACCCCUGGACUUUUUUAUUGCUCUCUCCUCCGUCGCAGGAAUUGUUGGCAACCGUGGACAAUCCGCGUACGCAGCUGCGAAUGCCUUCCUGGACGGCUUCAUGGCCUAUCGACGCUCAUUGAACCUCUGUGGUGUAUCGAUUGACCUGGCAGCGAUUGCAGAUGCCGGAUAUCUAGCAGACAGCGACCCGGCUCGCCGACAAGAAGUGCUGAAGAACAUCGGCAGCCAGGCAUUGAACAGCGUGGACGUAUUUGCGCUCUUGGCUGCUGCAAUUUCUGGCAAGCUGGACGAUUCCUGCAACGGACAAUGCAUCACCGGGCUGAGCGUGGAAGACACUACUGCUGAACCCUUCUGGAUCCACGAUCCACGAUUCGCAACUCUCAGGACCGCAGCACAAGCCGGUCUGGGAGGCGUAGGGUCGGACAGCAGGCAGGCUUCCCUGCGGACAUUGCUGGCGACUGCAUCCUCUCGGGAGAUUGCCCUGGACUGCUUGCAGGAGGCGCUUGUCGUCAAGUUGGCUGACGUGCUUACCAUAACUCCGGAUGAUAUCGGCGAUGGUGUAUCGAUCUCAUCGCUUGGUCUUGACUCCCUCGUGGCCAUUGAGAUCCGGAAUUGGAUUGCGCGGGAGACUGACGCCAAUGUCCAGGUGCUUGAGCUGCUGUCUGGUAAGAAUAUCAAGCAUCUUGCCGAGAUGGUGUUGGCCAAGUCAAAGCUGGCACAGCAGUUAGGAUAG
Messenger RNA from Monascus purpureus, 6678 nucleotides. NCBI's taxonomy places the organism in Eukaryota, Fungi, Ascomycota, Eurotiomycetes, Eurotiales, Aspergillaceae. The record is from the annotation of a GenBank genome assembly.